GAGGCGAAUGGGGCAAAGGCAACACAUCGUCUCACUAGUGCUGUGAUGUAUUAUUUAUCUUCUUCCCUAUUUGUGUGAAGAUUCUUUUGAUUGGUCUAAUUGGUUCUCCUUUGCUAUCUUGUUGAGGCUCGUGUAUUGCAUUUCCUUUUUUAAAAAAACGAACGAACAAGCAAAAAUGAGCUAAGCUUAUUAGUGAUGGAUCCAACCUUUUUAGAGGUUAAAGAUUUGAUCUUCAUGCUCAUAGUUCAAAGGGGGGAAAGUGAAAAAAGAAGAGAGUGGUGGUUAAGAAUUGUCCUUUUCUUUACACAAACAAAUCAUUGAACUUCUCAGUAACUGUAAGAGCAAAAGACAGAGCCGUACUCUUUCAAAAUCAAAACUACCAAUAAGAAGAAGGAAAUUGCCAGAAUUUUCUUCAUCUCUCAUUUUCCAGUUUUCGAAUAUUAUUCUCUUUCACACCAUUUACGGUUAUGGGUAGCUUUCAUUUGAACGAUUUGAUUCCAUGGUUUUCUGUUUCUCUUCUGAUUGAGUCAGUUGAGAAGAAGGAAUCGAAAGCCAGAGACAAUGAGAAGCUUUGAAGAAGCUCUGGAAUUUCUCAGGCCUUUAGUAGAGAUCAAACUUUGGGAUUACUGCAUUGUUUGGAAAUCAAGAGAUGAUGAUUCUUUAAGGUUUAUCGAUUGGGUUGGUUGCUGCUGUAGCGGUGGAGUUUCUGGUGCCGGUGGGAAGGAGGAAGCUGGAGAGACGAUACCGGCUGCGCUUUGUAAAGAUACUCGAUUUCGACAUUUUAGAAGGACAAACGCUUGCCAAGCACUUGCUCAGUUUCCUUCUUCAAUAUCAUUAAACACUGGGGUUCAUGGUGAUGUUUCGAUUUCGAAUCAACCCAUGUGGCUAACAAGUGGUGAAGUUUCUUAUUUUUCAAGUUUUUCACAUGAGUUGACUGGAACUCGAGUUCUGAUUCCAGUUUCUGGUGGCAUUGUGGAGCUUUUUGCUACAAAACGUAUGCCAAGAGAGGGUGAGGUUAUAGACUUUGUAAUGGCUCACUGUAACUUCUCUCUGGGGCAAGAAUUUGAAACAGAGAGUGCAUUGAAUGCUGGACUCAAUGAGAAGAUACUUAAUUCAUCUACCAAAUACUAUUCACUAAACUGGCCUGAUCCUCAGGCCAUCCUUGGUUUCAAAUCCAAAUUAGAAACUCUUCCUUCAGUAUCUCAGUCCAGCUCCUUUCCUGGCUGUGGUGAAGGAUCAUCCAGUGGCUCAAAGCCUUCACCUGGACUCUUCAACCAACCAAUCCGCACGUCUUUUGAAUCGAAAGCGGGGAUGCGCCAAGAAGAUUUGCUAGAACAACAGAGGAAUGUGGUUUUGGAUCAUUCGAAGAUCUUGCAGAAAGAUGAAGCCAAAACUGGAGAGAAACAAGAAAAGGAAGUUUACAAAUCCAAGAAUCUCAUGACAGAGAGGAGGAGAAGAAACAAGAUUCGUGAUCGUCUUUACACUCUACGUGCUUUAGUUCCUAAUAUAUCCAAGAUGGAUAGAGCAUCAAUCAUUGUGGAUGCUAUCGGCUAUAUAAGAGAGCUGGAAGAGAAUGUGAAAAGCCUACAAAAUGAGCUCAUUCAGUUGGAGCACAAGGAUUGUCAAAAGAACAAACACUUGAAGGUUUCUCCAUUAGAGAAGACAAAUGAUGACAUUAAUAGUUGGCCUUUCGUUCAGGAUGAUCAACCUAUGUUUAUCCUUGAUGAGGAGAAGCCUAUGGAGGUGGAAGUCGAAGUGAUGCAAAUUAAUGAAAGAGAUUUCUUAAUCAAGCUAUUCUGCAAGCGGAAACAAGGCGGUGUAGUGAGCUCGAUUGAGGCGAUGGAUUCGUUAGGCUUGCAGGUUAUUGAUGUCAAUAUUACAACCUUUGGGGGCUAAUGAAAAUGACAUUCAACCAAAGAGAUUGAGAGACUCACUGAUCAAGCUAACAAGCUGAGAAAUCAGGCAAUUAGAAAUAGGCUGUAGAAAGGGAGAGUGUUUAUAACCGUAACUCGACGAUAUCAUGGUGGAAAGGGCAAUGGAUUGUCCAAAAGUUGCGCUGUAUAAUCACCUGCAUCAGUGACAUUAAUCUACUUGAGCUAGGAAACUUGUUAUUUCAUCAAAUGAGCCAAGGAAAUAUCAUUUUCUUUUUUUUGAAUAUUUAUGAACUGAAAAGGCUAAAAGAACAUUUUGUUUUCUA
Messenger RNA from Cucumis sativus (cucumber), 2197 nucleotides. Its product is annotated as transcription factor ABORTED MICROSPORES. The coding region runs from base 562 to 1896 and encodes 444 amino acids. The transcript is spliced from 9 exons. NCBI's taxonomy places the organism in Eukaryota, Viridiplantae, Streptophyta, Magnoliopsida, Cucurbitales, Cucurbitaceae. Gene Ontology annotation, molecular function: DNA-binding transcription factor activity; sequence-specific DNA binding; protein dimerization activity. The record is from RefSeq and is a predicted model, not a curated record. Gene Ontology annotation, biological process: regulation of DNA-templated transcription. Gene Ontology annotation, cellular component: nucleus.